Messenger RNA from Paramecium tetraurelia, 8559 nucleotides. RefSeq lists its product as uncharacterized. The record is from RefSeq and is a predicted model, not a curated record. The transcript is spliced from 8 exons. Lineage: Eukaryota; Ciliophora; Oligohymenophorea; Peniculida; Parameciidae.
AUGAUAGCUAUUGUGUUAUUACUGUAGAGAUUCUUUUUAUUGUCUGCUUAUUACAUCAUUGGUAUGAAUGAGGAUUCUUAGAUAUAAACAUACUCAUUAGAUUUAAACAUUUAAAAUUAUGGAAUAGAUUCCUGUUUUUCCUAUGGCUUAUGGAGCAGAUAUUCUCCACUAGGAUCAAUACUUUAGGUUGGACAAUUCGGCUUAUUUGAUAGUAAUUGUUAUCAUCUUCAUAAUGCUGCUUAACAAUCCACCUACGAUUUGAAUUUAAUUGUAUAUGACUGCCUCAACUAUGAAAGCUAAAAGAUUUUAAGAAGAAUUCAAUUCGUUACUCCCGAUAAGAGCUGGCACUUAUUUGAAGUAGAACUUGAUAUUCUACAUUAUGAAUAUGUCUGGCAUUAUUUUGAGAUUACUCAGUGGCCAUAAAGAAAUAGGUUUGAGCUAUUAGUCAUUAAAUAUCCAGAAACUAAACUACAUAUAGUGCAAGAAGAUUUUUAGUUUCCUUUCAAAGACACAUAAUUGCUUCUCACAUUUGGAGGAGGAUUGCAAAUAUCAUAAUCAAAUACUAAUUAGCUUUUAUAAGAAAUAUCAAAAUUUUCAUAUUUCCCAGGAAAAUUUUAUUUGUAUCCUUUAUCAAUAGGGAAUAUGGGGAUAACUAGAAAUGCUGCCCUCGUUGCAUUAAGUGGAAUUUAGUUUAGAGCAUCCUGUUUAUGCAGUUACAAUUAGUUGAUAGGUAUACCAAACAAAGAAUUAACUUGGUUAGAUAAUGUCAUAUUUCCUUCUUAAAACUCUAAUUGUAAUUCAUAUUUGCUAUCAACUUGGAUCAGAAUUUAAAAUAUUUAUCAAUCGUCUCCAGAAUUUUUAUAUUAAGUCUUAAAAUUGUCUGCUAACUUUGAAAAUCCUAAAUUAGUUAAUAGUAAUUUAGCUACCUUCUAAUUAUUCUAUAAGAUAACAUCAUCAAAAAAUUAAUUGAUUGUAACUACUUACAGUUAUAAAUUUCCUAUUGUUUCUAUCAAUUUUUAGGGAGAUCCCUUCUUAAUCACAAAGGAGUUCGAUCUUCAUCACAAUAUGAAACUUUGGCAUAAUGUUUUAGUGAUAUUAAAAGAUAAUACAUUGAGUAUACAAAUCAUUUUUUACGAGGGAUUUCAAAUUUACGAAUAUAAUUAUGAAUUGUAAGUAAACUAAUUUAAUAUUGUCAAAUUCAAAUUAUAAUAUGGAAAUGUGCAAUAGUUAGUUCAUGACUACCUUUCUGUUCAAUUUUUAAAUUCCUACUUUUUCAAUUGUGUAGGAUUUAUAUUAUUGCCUCAACUGAGUUGUCAUGAGAGUUGUUUAGAAUGCGAUGGUCCAACUAGUACAGAUUGUUUAUCCUGUCCUAGCAAUUCAAAUCGUAUUUAUAUUGCUGAAUAAAAGUCUUGCGUAUGUCCAUAUUAUAGAGUUGAUGAUAGUGAUUGCAAAGAUUAUUAAAAUUAUAAUUUUGUACUUGUCAAAGAAGAUGUGAAAGAUAAUAAAUGUCUUGAAGGAUACUUUUAAUAUGAAGGAGGUUGUAUCAAAUGUCCGUCAUUAAUAACCAGUACAAGCAUAACAUGUUUAGAAUGUGUUUAUUAGCCUCAGACUUGGGCAACUAAUUCUUUUUGUUAAACAACUCUAUAUAAUGAUAUUAAAGGAAGUGUAUCUUAGUUAAAAUAAACCAAGUCUUAAUAUUAUAUAUUUGAUGGGGAUGCUCUUGAAAUACGAUAUUAUACCAAUUCAAAACUAAUUGAUGAAGAAAUCAAAGAUGAUUUUGAAUUGGCUUCGAUGAAUUUCAAGAACUUUUGCUUUCAGGCUCAAACAUUUGCAGUAGUUUGGAGAAGUGAGAAAGAAUGUUAUCAAUGCUCUAUAAAAGACUGCAAAAAAUGUAUAAUCACUGCGUAGAGAUCAGUUUGUUUAGAAUGUGAUUAUUACUCCUAACUUAUGGAUGGAAUAUGCGUAAAAUCAUCUUUGGUUGGGCCAAUCAAUAUUAAUAAUUGCUUAUCUCCUAAUUAUUAUAGUUCAACUUAUGAGUGCAAACCUUGUAAUAUUAAAUAUUGCAAAUACUGUUUUGAGUUUUUAAGUAAUGAUUUAACAAAAUGCACCUUAUAUCGGGACUAUAAGUCAUUUAAUAUAGAUGAGUAUCACUAGGUGGGUUGUGCUUUGUGUAAUGACGAUUUUAUUUAUGAUUUUACUUCUGGUAAAUGUAAAUAUGAAAAACAAAAAAUAGAUAAAUGUCUUCGAUCUUAUAUUAACUUAUAAGGAUAAGAAAUUUGCACUCUAUCAAAAGUAGAUGAUUUUCACAUUGCUCCUGAAAUCAUCAAUUGUUAAAGCUAUAUUUAAAAUUGUAAAUAAUGUUUAAUGACUCCAUAAAAAGUAAUCAGGUGCAUUUUGUGUGAAGAUGGUUACACAACUUCAAUAACCACUGGAUUAUGCUACAAAUGCUCGAUUAAGAAUGCUAGAAUUUGUAUUGAAGGGGAUUAUUAGGUGAGGGAUUAAUGGGUGUAAGUAAUCUAAAGCUUUUUAAUCUAAUUUUUACCUAAUCAGUAUAUGUAUCCAAAACCUGACCAAUAGCGACUCAUAAAUGAAAUGCCAUACGAAUGCUAUAAAGGCUUUUAGCUUGAUCCCUUAAAUAAUUGUAUCUAAUAUUGUGAUUCUAAUUGUUUAUCGUGCGUUUUGACUGAAGUGUACCCAUAUAAAUUUUAUUGUAAUGAAUGUCCUCUAGAUUAUUAUUAAUUGCCAUUAAGAUCAUCUGAAAUUGGUAAAUGUAUUUAAUGUCCUCAAUUAUGUUCAGUUUGCUAAUCCAGAACUGAUGAGGAAAUCAAAAUGAUCAACCCUUAUUAUGUUUUGAAUGAGAAUACAAUUCUUUAUACUUUGAAAUGCCUUUUAAAAGCUGAAGAUGAUAAUAUAGUUAUUGAUCCUUAUACCAAUAUUGCUAAAUAUUGCUAUUAAUCUAUUUGCACAGAUGUCGUUUAAUAUCAACUUUAUGUUGAUUGCUUAAAUGUGCAAGAUGUAUUGAAUAAGAACAAAUAAGCAUUCUACCAGAAUAACAUAAAUAUUGGCUAUUGCAAUAAAUUAGGUGUUUAGAAAAUAAUAAUAUACAUGAAAAUUAUGAUCAAACCUGGGAUCAUCUGUAAUUUACCAGGUUCAAUUGAUAUCUAUAAUGAUCUGAGAUAGAGAAUUUAUACACUUCAAGAAGUUUAACUUAUAAUGGAAGGAUAAGAUAGAGGUGGCAUAAAUGUGCCACUCAAUAUAAUGAAUUUUAACAGGGUUGAAUUUAUCAACGUGAAUUUAGAAAUAAAGAAGAUAUAAUAAUUGAAAAUAGACAAUAAUUCUAACCAAAUCAGCUUAAUCAUCAAGAAUUCAAUUAUAUUUGGAUACAUAACUUAAAUUCAAAAAUACUCUAUAAAUUUAACCAAAUGCGGAGAUUUGAUCAUUUAAAAUCUUUAGUUAUCAAACUUAAAUCUUAUAAAUUCCACGCUUUUCAAUUACAUUUCUAUAAAUCCAGAAAGCAAAAUUUCUAUUUCAAAUUUAACAAUAUAUGCCUCCAUUUUUAAUAACAGUUUUUUAUUUAUUUUUUCAAACCUAACUCAGAACAUUUAGAUUACUAAUAUUUCAAUAGUAGGUUGCUAAUUUUAUAAUUCUCCCAUAUUUUCGUUUAAUUCAAUCUCUCCAAAUAUAUAGUUAUAACUAGAUAUUAAUGGUUUCGAAUUGCAAAAAAGCAUAUUUAUUGCCUCAAACCUAAUUGUAGCAUCAAAUGGGAUUUAAGUUAAUCUUAAUUACUUGUAAAUUUAUUAAAACUAAUUUACUAACUCGACUUUGCUAGGUUUAAGUUAAAAUUUAGUCCUUUAUAACACAUUGUUAAGGGAAAACCUAUUUAUUAACUCAUUAUUUUUAUAUAUAACUGAAAUAGAAGGAUAAUCCAAAACUAUUUAUAUUUAUAACUUUAGUGUUAUUUCUAAUUCAAUUUAAACUUCAUCCAUAAUUAACACCAAAUAAUAUAUCAAUAACGCUUUUACAAAAUUUUAGAUUAUUAAUUUGCUAAUGAGAGAUAAUUACAACAAUUAAUAUUCUGGAUUGUAUCUAUUUAAUUUAAAUUGCUAUUCACUAAUAAUCAAAGGCUGCUUAAUUAUUAAUUCUAUUAAUCUAAAUCAUUUUAAAUUAUUUGAGAUAUAAUCAAUAAUUAUUGAAAAUAUAAUCUACUUAAAUAUCUAAUAAAAUUAUAAAGUACCUUUGUCUUUGGAAUGUAUUGAUCAAAAAGAAUAAAAUCCUUAAUUAUUUUAUAUUUCCGGAUUCUCUAAGCUUUUAAUCCAAAAAAUUAGAAUUAAAAAUUAAUUUAGCAUUGAUUAUAGUCUUAUACACAUACUUUCAAAUAUUUUGUAUUCACCUACUAUUAAAGAAGUAAUUGAGAUCAAAGAUGCCAUAUUUGAAGGAAAUAUAUUACUCAAGUAAAAUCUAGGAAUUAUAAUUUCGUAAAUAUCAAUAUAUUCUGAAAAAUUCUAAGAAAUCACCUUUGAAAAUAUUGUUUUUUAGGAAGGAUUUUUCAAUGAAUAAAUCGAUGAUCCAUCUUAAAACUCAGCUGGACUUAUAUUCCUCAAUUCUUAACAAAGCUCUGUGAUUAUCAAUAAUCUAACAUGUCAAUCAAAUGCAGUAACUAAUUCUUCUAAUUCCUUUAUUUACAUCAACUCAAAUUCUGUUUAAAUAAAAAACAUUACAAUCAAAAAUCAUAACUCUUUAAACUCAACUAUUUGGAAGAAAUACUAUGAGAUUCCUCUGUAACAUUAAAACAAUUCAGAUUAAACUAUCUAUAUUGUCUAAUCUAUAUUUAAAUUUUAAAAUAAAGGAGGAAUAAUUUCGAUAACAUCUUCAAAUAUAGUUAUUACUUCAGGUCAAUUUGAUUAGAUAUAGGCUUAAAGCAGUUCGAUCUUUGAUAUUAGAACUUAAGGUUAAGGAGUAGUUCAUUUCGAUUCACUUUCUAUUAGCUAAGCAGAAGUUGAUCUUUAAUCACCCACGGAGAUGCAAGGUUGUAUUAGUAUAUACUCAAGAAACAGCCUGCUUAAUCUAAUAGUUUAGAAUGUUAAGUUUAAGAACAUCUUUAACAGAUUAAGUUCAUCGGUUUUAUCCAUCACUCCAUCCCAAAAAUUUAAUAAAAUUGAUAUUCAGAAUGUGAUAUUAGAGAGUUGCUUAUCAUUAACUAAUCAAUUUGUGAAAAUUGAAUUUUCUUAAUUUGAUUACAAUUUAGUAUCCAUCUAAAAUUUAUAGAUUUAUCAGUCUGAUUAAGAUUGGAUAGAAUAUUUUAAUAAAAUAGAUCCGAUUAGUUUGAGUGAAAUAAAUAAAGUUCCUAUUGAUAAUGCUAUUAUAAAUUUAAGUGGAUGUCAACUUAUUAUUAAGGGUUUAAUAUCUGAAGGAACAUUUAUAUCUCCAAUUUUUAAAAUUUCUGAUUCUUAAAAAAUACAAAUAAAAGAUUGUAAAAUUAAUUCAGUUUAGACAUUUUUUACAUUUAGUAUAUUAUAAUUUAUUUAGACUAAAACCUAAAAGUCUUCUAUUUUUCUAGAAGAAUUCGUAUUAAAAAAUAUAACUUUAUUUUAAAAAAGUAAUGAAUAAGAAAUACCAUAGAAAGCAUCUUAGAAUAAAUAUACUGCAAAUAAAUGUGCUAUUUAUAUAAGUGCUCCAAUAACUUAAAUCACAUCAACGUAUUCCUUCUAAUAAAUUUUAUAAUAUUUAAAUGAAAAUAUAUCAUCAACUGGAUCUUUAAUUUCAUUAUAAAGUGUUUCAAGUGAAAAUGUUAUUAAUCUUCUAAACUUUUUCAUAAGUUCUAACAAAUUUUCAGAAAAACUGAAUGGACUAAUUAAUUUUGAUCUAUUAGGAUUUUAAGAACUAAGACUAACUGAAGUUAAUUGUUUUAAAAAUUUAAUAAACGAAUUUGGUUGCCUCACAUUUUUUGCAAGUAAAAGUUUAGAAAGAAAAAUUAGAAUAAUAAAUUCUAAAUUUUUGUAUAAUAAUGGCACAUUAGGUUCAGGAAUAUUUGCCAAAAAAGUGAUAAUUGAUAUAAAAAAUAGUUUAUUCAUCAAGAAUAUAGCAUAACAAGAGGGUGGAGCUAUCUAUAUGGAGGAUUGCAGUAACCAUUUUAGGAUCAAUAAUUCUUUUAUAUUAAAGAAUAAAGCUCAACAAGGAGGUGGGAUAUAUUUUAAUGGAAAUAAUCAUAUCAAUAAAGAUAAUGUCAGACAUUCAUUAAUUUUAUUAAAUUCUGCUGAAGAAUUAACAGAUAAUAUUGUAGAAUUACCGCAUCAUUUAACUUUAUCAAUAAAUUAUAAUAAGAUGAUAUCUUCUUAAGAGAUAUCUGAAAAUUUGACUACAAAUAUUUUAAAAUUAAAUUCCUAUAACAUUAUAGAGUAAGGUUAAUUAAUAAAUACAAGUCAACUUUAUUUGCCUAGUAAUCAAGCAAUUAUUGACUUUAUAUUGUUUAAUCCAAAAAAUUAAGGAUAUUUAUCAUACAUUUAUGAAUUUUCUUUGUUGUUCUCAAAUAGUUUGAAUGAAAAAGUAUCAAAUCUUAUUAAUUUUACUUGCAAAGCAUAAAUGUUCUCUUAAAAUCAAAAUAAUGAAUCUAUUGAAAAUGGUAAACCUAUCUUAAAUUUACCCUAUAACUAAGAAAAAAAUAUAGUAAAUUUGGAAUAGCUUACUUUUACAUUCGAUCCUUAUUAAAAUAAUGAUGAACUUCUUUUGGUUUAAAUAAUUUGCUCAACAUCCUAAAACUAAAAUACUUUGAGAUACUUUUUUACAGCCAAAACCUUCAAAUGUUAAUUGGGAGAAUUUUAUGUAAAUAACGGCUGCUAAGUAUGUUAACAAAGUCAAGGGUUUUAUUCAGUUACUUAUGAUACAACUAAAUGUUCAAUUUUUGAUAAGACGAAAUUUUCAAACAUCACAUCCAAUAGAAUUUAAUUACUAAAAGGAUUUUGGAGACCGCAUGAAUAAUCUGAUGAUACUGAACUUUGCUUUAAAUAAUAAGCAUUUUGCUUAGGUGGAUGGGAUGUGGGCAAUAAUCUAUGUUUAAGAGGACAUGUUGGAGGAUUGUGUGAAGAGUGUGAUAAUUAUAAUAUUAGAGGUGAAGGUCAAUUCUUCAAAGACUUUGAAAAUUAAACUUGCCAAUUAUGUUCUAAAAGUGCAAAAAGCGUAUUUAUAUUUAUAGCUGCAUCUUUAUGGUAAUAGUCUAUAUUUUAAAUUCUUCUAACGUUAAGAAGUAUUGAUAAAUCAAAUCAAUUAUUUUAUUCAUUGAAAUUAAGGAAGAAGGUUAGCAAAAUUCUAUUUAAACUAAAUCAAGAUCAUCAAAGUAUUUAAAUAAAAAUGUUUAUAAAUUUCCUAUGGAUAUUUUCGUUAAUCUUUUCUUUUAACAUUUAAUUUUCGUUUUCUUUUGGAUUUGUUGAUCAAAUUAGCAAUCCUUCUAAUUUUAUGGCAACUAGUUUAGAUUGUUAUCUAUUAGAUUUCGAAUAAAUUUAGCUAAAUUACUCUAGAAUUAUAGCAACACUAUUGCUAAUCUUAUUACAACUGAUUAUCAUGUUUCUUGGUUCUCAAAUUUUUGCUCUAACAACCAAGUCUAAAAAUGUUAAUAGUGUUUUAUCGAAUACCGGGCUUUACCUUUAUGUAUCAAAUUUUGCUGCAUUGAUUAAACAAUUUUCUUCAUUGUUAGCAAGAAGAUAAAUAUCAAAUGUUGAUUACAUUCAAGGUAAUGUAUCACUCAUGUAUGAUACUCAAUCUCACUAUACAUGGAUAUAUCGAUUUAUAAUACCAGGAUUAGGUUUUGUUGGGUGCUUUAUUCCUUUAUUUUUAUUUUCUUUUAUGUUCAUUAUGAGAAAAAAGCUUGAUAUGAUUAAAUUUAGAAAACACAUAUGUUAUAUGUUUAAUGAAUAUGAUGAGCGUUGUUACUAUUGGGAAUUCAUUAAAAUAUGGAAGAAGACUAUAUUAAUUAUAAUUCUAACCUACUUUGAAACUAACAUACUUUUAAAGGCAUCUUUACUAGGACUCAGUUUAUUGUUUUAUCAAUUGUUUGCUGUUAAAAUUAAGCCAUUUAUAAAUUAAAAACUGAAUUCCCUUGACUUAGAAACUGGAUAGUUUUGUUCCAUCGCCAUAUUUUUGGCUGCCACUAUUUAUGUUUGUGAAUAAACAUCAAAUCAAAUUUAUUCUUAUCUACUUUAAUCUAGUAUUAUUCUGUUGUUCAUUAAGCUCUGUUAUCCAUUUAUUUAUUAGAUUAUUCGCUUAAAUUAUAAAAUGUAGAGAGUGAAUGUACUUACUCUAUUAUUGAAAUGUAGUAGCUUAUUAAUGAGUAAUUCUGCACUGGUUAAACAUUUAAAUUUCAAACUGGUUGAAUUAAAAUAGAGAGAAUAAAAGUUGAACUCAAAUAUUUAAAAAUUGAGACAACAUCUAUUUUCUGUUUCAAAAAGUAUUAAUGAAAAUUAAAAAUUAUUGUCGUCCUAAUAAUAAUUUUAAAAUAAAUCUACUUUUAGAAUCCUGACUUCUAGAGAAACUGAAGUUGUAAAAUUUAUGAAAACUGAUCAAGAAUGA